This is a messenger RNA of Exserohilum turcica Et28A, 1089 nucleotides long. RefSeq lists its product as uncharacterized. Gene Ontology annotation, cellular component: nucleus; mitochondrion. Gene Ontology annotation, biological process: mitochondrion organization. The record is from RefSeq and is a predicted model, not a curated record. The transcript has 2 exons. Lineage: Eukaryota; Fungi; Ascomycota; Dothideomycetes; Pleosporales; Pleosporaceae. Bases 335 to 829 code for a protein of 164 amino acids.
GUGCGGGACACGCAUGUCUGCAAAAAAAAACCCCCCUCAAUGUCGCUUAUCAUGUUGGCACCCGACCGAGAAACAAAACUAGUGGUCAGGGCGACCCAGCCAAAGCAAAGUGUAUCCUCCACGUGAGUGAUUACAGGGGUAACGACAGGAGCAGCCAAUGAGCAUGCUGGUGACGUCCACACACGCCAAGCCGUGCGAAAUGCGCUAACACCGGCGAUGUUUCUCGAACCUCGGAGGUUGACCAAGUUCAAUUUGCCAUCGCAACCGCAACCACAACUGCCAUUCUGCCACAUUUCACCAGCACACGACUCCAACAGCCCAACACUUCAACAAGAUGCCUCGUCAGCGCUCCGGAACCGCUCCUCCUCGCCGCCCCCAGGUCCCCGCGGCUAGGCAAGCGACCACUGCGCCUGCGCCUCCAUCAUCGCGACCUCACUCAACUGCUGCAGCUCCCGCCCAGCACGCUCCCACCCAUGCGCCUCCGCAGCAGCAGGUGCAGGCUCCUACACCUCAGGGGCCUGGGCUGUUUGGGCAGAUGGCCAGCACGGCUGCCGGUGUUGCCGUAGGAUCCUCAAUUGGCCAUGCGGUUGGCGGAUGGUUUAGUGGCGGUUCCUCUGCUCCCGCCGAUGCCGCGCCCCAAAACACUGAAUUUGCUGCACAGCACCAGCCGGCCGGCCAGGCAUCCGCUCAGAUGGCCCAGUCGGGACCCUGCGCAAACGAUGUGCAAAGCUUCCGCAAGUGCAUGGACGAGAAUCAGGGUAGCCUGACCAUUUGUGGGUGGUACCUGGACCAGCUCAAGGCGUGUCAGGCAGCAGCUGGCCAGUACUAGGUGUGGUCUAGGACCUUGAAACUCAAGGCAAAGGAAAAAGAAACAAGAUGGGAGCAUGUAUGAAUACGGAAAGGUUAUGAAAUGCAUCUUGGAGCGCAUGGAGCAAAUAGUGCAUUUGAAGAUUGCAGCCUUGAUGCAGCGUCUUGUCGACCAAUCAAUCACAUCACCACUUCUCUCUACAUGCAACUUUUAAUGGCUUUUGCACUUUUAAUGGUGUGCAUUUUGCUUAGGAUGAAAAUGGCUGCAUAGAGCCGGAGCAG